Penicillium pulvis is the source of this 4149-nucleotide messenger RNA. RefSeq lists its product as uncharacterized. The transcript is spliced from 4 exons. The record is from RefSeq and is a predicted model, not a curated record. Gene Ontology annotation, molecular function: GTP binding. The coding region runs from base 1 to 4149 and encodes 1382 amino acids. NCBI's taxonomy places the organism in Eukaryota, Fungi, Ascomycota, Eurotiomycetes, Eurotiales, Aspergillaceae.
AUGCCUAGUGGACUCGGCCAACGGCCACUGUCCGAAGUGAGCCCGAUGGCGCAGCGACGCAACUCCCCUAGUUGGAAUCAGACUAGCAAGGUGCCAAGUGGGGAGACGACCAAUUACGAUGUUUCACCUAUGAACAAUGGAACCUCCCCGCACCUCUUUUGGAAGGGUCGCGAAUCCCCGUCUCCCUUCUCUAAGGGCACAGAGAAUCGUGCGCCUUACGACCCAGAAUCUGUUUACCUGCCUGCAAGACGUCCAUCACUCGAGGACUUGAAGCGUGUAUCGCGAGUGAAGAACCACAGCAUGUUCCGUGAGAGCGGGCAAGAAUACGAUCCCGCGCGGGUUUCGGUACCUCACAGGCCACUAGCUGCCGAUCGGUCUCCCAACCGAGAGAGCCAAAUGAACCUUGCGAAGUCGCAAUUUUCAGACGAAGAAGCCGAUGAAAUCCAGCGACCACAUUCACCUAGCAAAGAGCAGCCGUCCCCGAGCAAGUCAUCACUGUCCAAAGCCACUCGAUACGGUAAGGGCUUUGACCCGCAAAACGAUAUUUGGUCCGAGUAUGAUAGUGCUGGUCACCGCCAUGCUAAGAGUGUUACCUUUGAUGCUGCCCCACCUCAAGUCAACGAAUAUGAAAUGAGAACUCCGGAUCCAUCUUCCUUGGCCUCAGAGUCCCGCGAAAACAGUUAUGAUUCGGAGGACUACGAGGAUGUCAGCUUCGAACACGAAUCGUCUGUGGAGCGCGACGACAGCUUUGACGCAUCUCUCGAGGAUAUUGAAAAAACUCCAGUUGUACUGCCAGACGAAUGGCGCUUCAUGAGUCCCGGUGUCAAUGGAGAAGGUGACUCCUUCACGGAGACAGUCGAUGAUGAGGACGUUGAGGAUCGGCCAGUCUCACGUGGAGGUGAAUCCUCGCACCACUCUCGUGUUGAGUCGUUAGAUUCAAAUGGCGAGAGACGCCCCUUGCCACCGUUGCCUCCGUUGCCUUCGGUGUCUCGUAUCUCUGGUUCUCGACCCUCAUCAGCAAGCAAGACUUCGGAUGCCUUCGAGCUCGGUAGCGGUAGCCAACGUGGAAUGACAGCCCCAUUAGCGCCGGCUUCGUGUAAAAAGGCUGAUAUCGACGGAGAGAUGUCCCUUGAGGACAGACUCUCGCUCAUGAUGCUGCAAGAUCACCAGACUUCUGAUCAUGAUGAUAGUGAUCACGAUGAUAACGAAGAGGAUAUCGGCGAGCGAGCUGUUAGCCCCAUGCCCAAUGAUGAGGACCCAUCUGUCCUUGAGGAGGAUGAGGCGGAUGAACCAGCCACCCAUGAUAUCUUCUCCCCUCCUCGGAUCUCCCGAGACUCGAUUCUGAGAGACAUUCGCAAGGGGGAGAGCUAUGAGGAUGACGACUUUUUCGGGGAUGACUCCCAUAUUGCAUCCAGCCCCCAUGCUUAUGACCAUUACGACCCUGAUGUUCCAAUCCCGUCCUUGGAAGACGAUGAGGAUGAUGCUUCGAGCGUGAUUAUCAAAGAAGAAGCCCAUGAUGAUGAUUUAUAUGCAAUUCCGGAUUAUUACCAGAACUCCUCGGAUCACAGCCUCUCCUCUCGUGAUCACCGCGCCAAAUAUGAUGAAGAUAGCAACUACUCGCUAAAAUCAGCAGCCGAAGCGGCUGAGAACGACAAGACCCAGGGUUCUGGCCAGUCUACUCCAGUUCCUGCUGAAGCCAGCCCUGCUCCUCCAGUCUCUCAGCCGGAAGACGAAAAUGAGAAUCCAGAGCCUGAGGAAGACCAUCAUUUGGAUCUCGCGUCUCUUCGCCAGUCACUUGGUCGCCCUGUGACUCCCGAGAUUAAGGAAGAGCCGACCUCGGAACCAUCCACUCCAGAUUCGGUGAUCCGUCAUCCGAUCGAGGAACAUGAUGAUGACGAGCAGUCUGAAGAUGAGCAUGACGUGGAAAGCUCCUCAGACGAGUCUGUCCCUGAGCCAGUGGCCACUAUUCGAGCCCCGGGCGCUGGAUUGAAGACACGCCCAUCACUGACCCCUGCAGACAUGGACUCAAUGGCCGCUACCCGUCGCAAGAUCAGUGGCCAAUACAUCCCUCCCGUUCCUCCAAUGCCUGCUUUUAACAAGCAGACCACCGACGAUACCCAGGAGCCCGAAAAGGAAGCUUCGAAAACCGACAGCGCCCCACAGCUGGCGCUCCCCGCCAAUCUCACCCAGCGUCAGUCUAGCUUGAUGCAGUUAGACAUUCCUUUCAGCAUUCAGGAAGAAAGCCUCGGAUCUGGCUUGACAAAGGAAUUUGAUCGUGUUAUUGAAUCUCAAAAGGUGGCGUUCGACCUAGCUCUUUCCAUUCUUGAUUCCUCUCCCGUGCCGGUCCCCCCAAUGCAGCCGCUGCCCUCUCAAAUCCUAGAACAUCUCAACCCUAUGAGCCCUACAUCAUCAGCUAACACAGCUUCAACCAACCAGAGAGGAUAUUUGAUGCGACAGAACACCAAAGUGGUCAUUGCCAGCAACCGAAAUGAGGAAGAGCCUAGCCUUCCAACUGAUUCGGCGACACAAGACCCCCGCGGUACUCGUUCUGCCGGAUCAUCCCCCCGCAAACCCAGCCAGCAGACAUGGACAACAGAACCAUGGAAUGGUCAACCAAGAAAGCCCAGUGUGAAGAUGGCAGGCGGACUCCCGAAGAAGAAGCCUGUUGGCGGAGCAAUCCCUCCACUGCCCGGUCGUCAGAGCAAUGUGCAGGAGGCCCCAGCCACUAUCGAUGAGAACGAGCCGCUUGGUCAGGAGGUGUAUGAGGAUGGCGAAGAACGCGGCCGUAUCUUCGUCAAGGUAGUAGGAAUCAAGUACAUGGAUCUACCUCUCCCACGUGGUGAACGAUCAUACUUUUCCCUUACUCUCGACAACGGCCUGCAUUGCGUGACCACUUCGUGGCUUGAGCUUGGGAAGUCGGCUCCCAUUGGACAAGAAUUUGAGCUUAUCGUGCAAAAUGACCUCGAGUUUCAAUUGACUCUGCAAAUGAAGGUUGAUGAAAAUAAGCUCUACCCACAGGAAGCUGCUAGCUCUCCCCGCCAAAAAGCUUCAGCUCUCAGCCGUGUAUUUGCUUCGCCUCGCCGGCGCAAGGAGUUGGACUUGCAGCAACAGAUGCAAUCCCAGCAACAGAAAUCGAAGGAUGUUAACGCUCCUGUAUGGGAACGUCUGCGUAACGUUGUUGCAAGGGACGGAAGCUUCGCUCGUUCAUACGUGGCUUUGAGUGAUCAUGAAGAACAUGCGUAUGGCCGCCCUUACACUGUUGAUGUCCCAUGUUUCAAUGAGUGGGCAGUCGAUGAACAGCCCAGCAGCGUUAAGAGUAAGAAGAGUGCGACAAGUGUCACUGCCCAACGUCGCCCUCCCUAUAAGAUUGGAAAAUUGGAGCUGCAGUUGCUCUUCGUGCCAAAACCUAAGGGCGGCAAAGACGAUGAUAUGCCCAAGAGCAUGAACGCCUGUAUUCGGGAGAUGCGCGACGCUGAGAGUGUUGCUUCUCGCAGCUGGGAAGGAUACCUUUCUCAGCAGGGUGGCGAUUGCCCGUACUGGCGUCGCCGUUUCUUCAAGCUCCAAGGAUCUAAAUUGACGGCCUACCAUGAAACAACACGGCAGCCGCGUGCUACGAUCAACCUGGCUAAAGCUGCUAAGCUAAUUGAUGACCGCUCAUCUCUCAUGCAGAAGGACCCCAAUGCUAAGAGCAGUGGUGGCCGACGGAAAUCUGCAUUCGCCGAAGAGGAAGAUGGCUACAUGUUUGUUGAAGAGGGAUUCCGUAUCCGGUUUGGCAACGGGGAAGUAAUUGAUUUCUAUGCCGACAGUCCAUCUGCCAAGGAAGGAUGGCUUCGUGUGAUGUCAGAGGCAGUGGGCAAGGGCUCCACCUCCAACGGUCCCAUCAAAGCUUGGGCUGAUCAUGUACUCAAGCGGGAGCGAAGUAUGAAGUCGCGGCGUCAGACUGCAGACCGUUUCCCUCCAAGUGGGAUUCCCACCCCUUCAUCGCCUGUUUCACAUCGGACAAGUGCAGUCAUGGCACCUCCAUCUUCAGCGGGUUCGGCGGCGCCGGCGCCUCAACCUAAUCGUCCCCGACACAAGCACACCUAUUCUCAACCGGAGAUGCCUAGUGCUGAAGCUCGCCGACAGAAGACUCGAUCCCUCAUGUUCUAA